GCCUUUUCCUUCCUCUCCCUUUUCUUCUUUCUUUUAUUUUUUUGCUUAAAAAGACAAUAUCCAAAAUGAUUGGAAACGGAGACCAAAAUACAGCUAAUAAGCAUGCGUCACCUCAUGCCGGUGGUUCACAACUUUUAGGUCCUCAUCAUAAAAAUGCAAAAAACAAUAAUACAAGUGAUAAUACUCAUGCUCCUAUCCCAAUGAGCGAAAAGAAAAAAAUAUUAAAGCAAGGGUGGAUAGACAAACAAGCCAUACGAGAUAUAGAAAUAAAAAACCACAAAAACGAUUUGGCAGCCCUACAUAAGCGUUAUGAGGAAUUAGAAACCACAAACAUUAGAUUGAAAGAAGAAAAGGAAUUGGCUGAGAUAAAGAGCGCAGAGACCAGUAAGAAAGCCAGAGAAUUACAGGCAGAAUAUUACGACCGCACCAAGAAUAUUAGGGUUACGGAUGACGAUUUCUCCACAAUCAUUGCAAAGCUUGGUAAAUUCUCGGGAAAACUUUCGAAUUUCCCUCCAAAUUCGAAAAGUUGCUUCAAGAAAAACCUGGAACGUGAUCAAGUCAUUGAACGUUUUAUGAAACUUCAUAAAAAAGAUGAACUAGAGAUCAAAAAAUUGUUUGAUGAAAGUCCGGGCAAGGCAGAUUAUGCAUUGGUAUCGGUGCUGAUAGAGAAAUUCAUCAUGCGAGAGAUUGUCGAGGUAAUCUUUAGGGCGGAGAUUCAUUUAGACUCAAAGAUCAAUGAUGCAUACAAAAAAAUCAGACAGUUGUUUAGUGAUACAAAGCACGAGGCUUGGAUUAACGAAUUACGAUUGAAAACAGCUAAAGCUACGUUUGACAGCAUGCAUUCUCCUGGCUAUGAUAAAACAAGGGAUAAUGAAACUAGAAAGGGUUUGAUAAUGAAAAUUAUGGUUGGAUUGAACGAAUUUUAUGAUAAACCAGAGGAUAUUGAGGCUCGUGUUGAAAAAUUGGUAGACAUGGCAAUAGAUCUUAGUUUACCAAUUCGGGGACAAGAAGAUUUAGUAGAGAUCAUUCAUUUGGAAAAAGGCGAUGAUGUACAUACAAACCAAGUAAAACCAUUAUACAAAAUGUCCGAUUCGGUCGACAAAAUCAGACUGGGUGUUUCGCCUGUCUUUCUCGCUAAAAGCACAUCGGAUGAUGCAGAAGAAAUUGAAACUUAUAAAAAAAACUACACCUUAGUUUAUCCAGGAAAAGCCAUUUAUUAAAAAUAAAUAUUUUUCAAACUAAAAACAUAAAAAAAAAAAAACUCAAAAAAAAACAAGAAAAAAAAUCACUUAAUAGUUCACUUUUGGUGACAGCGUUGACAAA
Molecule: messenger RNA, 1323 nt
Organism: Mucor mucedo
Lineage: Eukaryota; Fungi; Mucoromycota; Mucoromycetes; Mucorales; Mucoraceae
Exons: 1
Coding region: 66-1220 (384 amino acids)
Source: RefSeq, a predicted model, not a curated record